Messenger RNA from Oncorhynchus gorbuscha (pink salmon), 1059 nucleotides. Its product is annotated as histidine-rich glycoprotein-like. The transcript is spliced from 3 exons. The record is from RefSeq and is a predicted model, not a curated record. NCBI's taxonomy places the organism in Eukaryota, Metazoa, Chordata, Actinopteri, Salmoniformes, Salmonidae. Bases 1 to 1059 code for a protein of 352 amino acids.
AUGUAUUUCGACUACACAGACUUCCCCAGGACAUUGUCUCAGAUCGUGGGCCCCAGUUCGUUGAACGAAUCAAGACACAAAGGUCAUUUGGAACUGUUAUACAAGCACUUCAAACACAACCACCUCAAACACAACCACCUCAAACACAACCACCUCAAACACAACCACCUUAAACACAACCACCUCAAACACAACCACCUCAAACACAACCACCUUAAACACAACCACCUCAAACACAACCACCUUAAACACAACCACCUCAAACACAACCACCUCAAACACAACCACCUCAAACACAACCACCUUAAACACAACCACCUCAAACACAACCACUUCAAACACAACCACCUCAAACACAACCACCUCAAACACAACCACCUCAAACACAACCACCUUAAACACAACCACCUCAAACACAACCACCUCAAACACAACCACAUCAAACACAACCACCUCAAACACAACCACCUCAAACACAACCACCUCAAACACAACCACCUCAAACACAACCACAUCAAACACAACCACCUCAAACACAACCACCUCAAACACAACCACAUCAAACACAACCACCUCAAACACAACCACCUCAAACACAACCACAUCAAACACAACCACCUCAAACACAACCACCUCAAACACAACCACCUUAAACACAACCACCUCAAACACAACCACCUUAAACACAACCACCUCAAACACAACCACCUCAAACACAACCACAUCAAACACAACCACCUCAAACACAACCACCUCAAACACAACCACUUCAAACACAAUAACCUCAAACACAAUCACCUCAAACACAACCACCUCAAACACAACCACCUCAAACACAACCACCUCAAAUACAACCACCUCAAACACAACCACAUCAAACACAACUACUUCAAACACAACCACCUCAAACACAAAAAUACUAGAAUUUGGCAGUACGCCCAACCAGUCUCACAACAGCAGACGUGUAUGGCGUUGCGUGAGCAAGCUGAUGUCAUCGUUGUGAAUAGAGUUCCUGAGUUCCUCAUCGUGGCUGUGGGGUUAUGGUUUGGGCAGGCAUAA